GGCGGCAUUUUAAAAUUUAAUAUUUGAAGAAAAAUGUGAUUACUUUUUUUAUUCCUCCAUCAUAUUUACCAACUCCCCAAAUACAAUAAUAUAACCAUUGUUCUUCCUCCCUUGAUCCUAGGAUUCUAAGUCCGCAUUGCCCACCGAUAUUCGGAAUUAAACGAGAAAAUUUUGAAGAAGUGGAAGAAAGGAUCCAUCCAUGGCUGAAGAGCAAAAGCUUCAGAUGGAAAGAGAAGAAGUUGCCGUUCAUGGUGACCUACUUGAAGCUAUUUUCUGUCACGUCCCUCUUGUUCACCUCCUGCCUGCCUGUGACGUCUCUAAAUUCUGGAACCGCGCCGUUUCCUCUUCUCUCCGCCACUUCAACCGCCCCAAGCCGUGGUUCAUCGUCCAUACUCAGCGCUCACGGCCUCCUUACGCCAUCGCUACUUAUGCCUACGACCCGCGCUCCAACCUCUGGCUUAAAAUCCACCACCAAACCCCGAUUCAACACGUCUCCAACCUCCGCUCCGCCCACUCAACCCUCCUUUACAUGCUUUCCCCCUCCAAGUUUUCUUUCUCCUUUGACCCGCUACAUCUUAAGUGGCACAGCGUGGACCCACCUCGUGUCUGGCGCACUGACCCUAUAGUCGCUGUGUUGGGUCACCACGUCGUUGUUGCCGGCGGCGCCUUUGACUUCGAGGACGAUCCCCUGGCGGUGGAGGUCUACAACCUCAAGACUCGAAGUUGGGACACGUGCCAGUCCAUGCCCGCCGCACUGAGACACUCGGCAGCCCCCACCUGGCUCUCAACCGCCGCGAAUGAAAAUAAGAUGCUCGUGAUGGAGAAAUCAUCCGGUGUCGGGUACUCCUUCGAUCCCAAUUCCAAGAUCUGGUAUGGACCGUAUGAUCUUCGUCCUGAUGGGGGUAUUUACUCUUCCGUCAUCGGAUUUUGCGGGGACCGAUUGAUUCUGGUGGGUUUAGUCGGGGAGCCAGAGAAAGUGACGGAUGUGAAAUUAUGGGAAUUUUCCGGCGAAGAAUUGGAGUUUCGUGAGCAGAUCGGGGUGAUGCCGGAGGGGAUGCUGAAGAAGAUGAUAGGAGAGGGGAUGCGGGUGAGCUCUAUAGGUAUGUGUUCGACCGGCGAUUUUCUAUUCCUUCACAAUCCUGAGGAUCCCGCGGAGGUGGUGGUGUGUGAGAUCGUCGGUGAAGGUGCCUACCAGUGGCGGAGCGUAAAGAAUGCGGUGGAUAGUGACGAAAGUAGACUGGCAGAAAGAGUGAUUUUUACGUGCUCCGCCGUGGGGUUGGGCGAUAUGCGCCGGGCAUUCGGGUCCGAGAGACGGAGCUUCACAGUUCUAAACCGUUGAUGGUGAUUACUACUGUUGGUGCUCCCGUCAUUCAUCAUCAUUUGCUACAUCAUCUCUUCUUUUUUUUUUCUCUUUUUUUUAACAAUUUUUUAGAACUCCUUUUGUACAGACAAUUUCUUAUUUCUUUGUCUUAAAAUAAUAAUAAUUGUCAUGAUUUUUU
This is a messenger RNA of Rubroshorea leprosula, 1499 nucleotides long. NCBI's taxonomy places the organism in Eukaryota, Viridiplantae, Streptophyta, Magnoliopsida, Malvales, Dipterocarpaceae. The record is from the annotation of a GenBank genome assembly.